Paramecium primaurelia is the source of this 700-nucleotide messenger RNA. Lineage: Eukaryota; Ciliophora; Oligohymenophorea; Peniculida; Parameciidae. The record is from the annotation of a GenBank genome assembly.
AUGAAGAAUAAAUUUUAAUUUAAAUCAGUUGCUACCUCAAGUUUAAUGACUGCAUUUGGAAUUUCAAUAUUUUUAUCAUUAAUUAGUUCCUCUACCUAUUAAUCUGAAACGCGAUCAAUUUUGUUAUUUAGUAUUCAAGUAUUUUUUCAAAUUAAAAAAAGAACCCUAUCUUAGAAGUCAUUUCGUUGCUUUUAUACUCAAUUAGUUUGCUUUUAACUUUUCCACUUCAGCUGUUUCCAGCUGUUCAAAUUGUGGAAUAAAUGUUUUUAAAGGAUAUGGUAGAAUUUAUCAGUUUCAAUGAUAUUUAAGAAAAUUCUUUUGAAGAAUCUCCAAUAUCAAAGAAUAUUGCCUCUACUAGAGAUAAAAUUGAUGACAUUGCAGUUGAAAAAGAUGAUAAAGUUUUUGAAGAUAGAUUCUUAUAAAUGAUUAUAAGAAGUAUGCUGGUAAUCACUAUUUAUUUUAUUGCCUAUUAUGUACCUCAUCUAUCACACUUUCUAAAUUUUAUUGGAAGCAUCUUUGGAUCUUUAUUACAAGUACUAUAUAAUUUAUGAUUUAGUUCUGUUUUCCUGUAAUCGUUCAUAUUAUCUAUUUUAAAAAUUCCAAAGCAACUAAACCUAUUAUUCAUUAUUUAAUUAUAAUGAUUGUUUCACUACUAGCAAUUAUCUUAGGAACAGCAGAAUCCUUAAAGCAUUUACUAUGA